Mandrillus leucophaeus (drill) is the source of this 405-nucleotide messenger RNA. Its product is annotated as prohibitin-like. The record is from RefSeq and is a predicted model, not a curated record. The transcript is spliced from 2 exons. NCBI's taxonomy places the organism in Eukaryota, Metazoa, Chordata, Mammalia, Primates, Cercopithecidae. Bases 1 to 405 code for a protein of 134 amino acids. Gene Ontology annotation, cellular component: membrane; mitochondrion. Gene Ontology annotation, biological process: mitochondrion organization.
AUGGUGAACUCUGCCUUAUAUAACAUGGAUGCUGGGCACAGAGCUGUCAUCUUUGACCAGUUCUGUGGAGUACAGGACAUUGUGGUAGGGGAAAGAACUCACUUUAUCAUACCAUGGGUACAGAAACCGAUUAUCUUUGACCACCAUUCUCAACCACGUAAUGUGCCAGUCAUCACUGGUAGCAAGGAUUUACAGAACGUCAACAUCACACUCUGUGUCCUCUUUGGGCCUGUCACUAGCCAGCUUCCUCACAUCUUCACCAGCAUCGGAGAAGACUGUGAUGAGCGUGUGCUGCCAUCCAUCACGGCCGAGAGCCUCAAGUCAGUGGUGGCUCGCUUUGAUGCUGGAGAACUAAUCACCAGUCUGCCGGUGGGGCAGUCCGUGCCCCUCCAGCUGCCCCAGUGA